AAUUCGCUGCCAGCAAAAGAAAAAAAAAACAGCGAAAAGGGAACGAAGACGCAAGGAUCUAAAGUGGAAUCGUGCGUGAUUGGAAUAACAAAUCGGAAAAAAUAGGAAGGAUCGGUGGAAUUUAAAACGAUUACCUGUUGUUGUUUUGGCCGUCCCAAAAAUAGCUACGAACGAAAGAUUUCAAACGUGAAAAAAAGGUGGACCAAGGAAGAAAGGGUUCGCCCGGAAUUGUGCGAGAGUGUUUUAACGAUUCAGAGCUCCAGGAAAAACGUGCAAAAUAGUGGUUUUUGAACAAGCGAAAAUUCUACCCGGGAAAAGAAGCGCCCGAGUGAAGUGAAAGCCUACAUUCCGCCGUGCAGAAUCAGAACCGGUCGGAUUGUGCGGUGUUUGAGGAUUAUUUGAGCCCUUGUCGCCGACGAGCCGUUCUAUCGCCGGAAGGAUCCGGGAAAAGGAGACACACGUCGCGUGGAUAAAUUUUGCAAAUCGAAAAUGCUGCGACCAUCAGCAUUGCUAAUCUGUGCAUUGGUGCUCACGACGGCGACUCAAGCAGUCGUCAAUAUCGAAGCCCAACGUCGUGAGGCACCGAUUGCCGAUACCUAUGGACCACCACCCUCGUCUCCCGGUGACUCUUCAUAUGACCUGCCAGCACCAGUCUAUGGAGCACCAGCCGUAGCACACUACCCGCCACCCCCACCGGACGUCCCGCCAGCAAUCGUGCCACACAAGGAAUACGGCGUCCCGGUGCAACACUUUGGACCCCCGAAUAUCAACAUCGAAUACGGGCCUCCACCUCAGGCUCCGAAACCUGUAUACCAUCCACCGAAGCCCGUUUACGGACCACCCCCGCACCCGCCAGCUCAUUACCCUUCGUAUCCACCGAAGAAGCAGUCGUCCUUCCUUGAAUCACUGUUCUCGACUUUCGGAUUUGGAGGUGAGGAGGAACACAAUCACCAUCGUCACCAUCCCCAACAGCAUCAGCCACAGCAGCAUCAGCCCCAGCAGCAUCAGCCCCAGCAGCAUCAGCACUAUCACCAUGGACCUCCACCAAAACCAGUCUAUGGGCCACCGAAACCAUCCUACGGAGUUCCGUCAUUCAACCAACCCGCCCCGAAACCUGUCUAUGGGCCACCGAAACCCGCCUACGGUCCUCCGAAACCAGUUUACGGACCACCGGCACCAAUUUUCACCGCUCAGCAAUCUUUCGGUCAUCACUCUUCGGCUCACGUGCCUCCAACUCCCCCAGAGAUCAAAUGCGACGGAUGGAAACCGAUUGCCGGUCCCGUCGGUCAAGGUCCACCGCCCAGCCACGUAGAAAUUCACUCUCCAGAUUCUUCCUAUGGACCUCCACCCAGCGGUGACUUCCUCGGCGGACAACAUCAAAUCUCCGGUGGUGACAUCGGUCUGCAGCUACCUCGCCUGGAACCUGGCCCAUCUUUCAACAACGACCUGCACAGCGGACAGGAACUGCACAAGGGAAACAGCUUUGAGAUUCAUUCGAACUUCAUUUCUGACUCUUAUGGUGCUCCACCGCCAGACUCGUACGCCCCAGGUUCUUACAAGCCAUCGUUCGUGCCAAUGCCACAACCACCACAACCACCGAAACUCCAGUUCCCACCCUCUCCGGUUUACGCUGCUCCACAGCAUCAUCGCCCAGCAUCGUACCAACACGGCCUUGCAAUCUCCCAUGGAUCCGUCAGCGGUAAUCUAAGACCCUGGUCCGGACCAGUGGCACCACCACGUCAACCUAUUGCUUACCGUCCGCCAGUUCCGGCCGGUCUGAUCGAAUCCAUCGGACAUACAGUUGAACAGUUGGACAACUUUGGAAGCAAGCAUCACUACAAUGGCGAUGUUUACCUACCACCACCAACCAGUGACAUCCCAACUGCCCCGCACAGUCCCCAAGAGCUGUACACUCUCCCAUCUGAACAACCACCGCAGCCAUUCCUGACGCAGCACCAAUUCCCGGAAGCUCUCGCUCAAGUUCAGCAACCUCGUAAUCCCGAUCUCAACGUGUUGCCCAUUUCGAGCAGUGACUGCGGACAUGGUCCAGAGCUAUCCGGACACACCGGUGAUCAGCAGACGGUUUACUUUGGAUCUUCCGGAGCUCAGGCCUAUACCAGCGAGGAAUCCAACAGCAUCGACUCUAGCUACGGUCCACCAGCUUCCGGAAACGUCGUCAGUGAGUACCGCACCGCACAUCAAUUGUCUGGUAGUGAAUCCGUCUCCACAGCGGCCAGCCUUCCAGGUCUCAGCGGAGGUCUCGGUGGCCUGGAGCUUGUGUCCGCCCAAAAGUCACACAGUUUGACGAUUCCGGUGCAAGGAAAGCUGGGAUCCUACCAGCUGCAGUUCCAAGCUGCCAAUCCGCUGGGCUCAGGUCACGGUGGAUCCGGUGCUCCACACGAGCAAAUCCUUUCCGAAGGACUGCUCCAAUCGAUUCUGUCUGCCAUCGAGCAACCGCAGGGAAGCUUCCAGCACGAAGCAUCCUCGUACGAUCCGAACAUCGACCACAGUGAGGUGUCCGUAUUUCUCAAGAGCCCCGAAGGCCAGAAGACCCUGGCCGAUCAUCCCGGUUCGACGUCCGGUUCGUCAGUUCACAAGCGGUAGACG
Messenger RNA from Ochlerotatus camptorhynchus, 2607 nucleotides. RefSeq lists its product as uncharacterized. NCBI's taxonomy places the organism in Eukaryota, Metazoa, Arthropoda, Insecta, Diptera, Culicidae. The transcript has 4 exons. The coding region runs from base 490 to 2604 and encodes 704 amino acids. The record is from RefSeq and is a predicted model, not a curated record.